This is a messenger RNA of Fusarium venenatum, 882 nucleotides long. RefSeq names its product GDSL lipase/esterase. NCBI's taxonomy places the organism in Eukaryota, Fungi, Ascomycota, Sordariomycetes, Hypocreales, Nectriaceae. The record is from RefSeq and is a predicted model, not a curated record. Gene Ontology annotation, molecular function: hydrolase activity, acting on ester bonds.
AUGUUGAGUUCUUGGUUAAUAGGCCUCUGUGCCAGUUCUUUGGUGCAUGCACUUCCCGUUUCCGAUUAUGUUAUUACCAAAGUCCCGCGCCUCAUCGUUUUCGGGGACAGCUUCAGCGAUAAUGGGAAUGGCUCUUGGAUAGUCAGCAAUGGGACAUGGCCGGUGGAUCCGGCUUAUUACAGGCACUCAUUUUCAAAUGGGCUCAAAUGGAACGAUCUAGUGGCCAAAGACCUUGGUCUUGAGCUGAUUAAUCUUGCGACGGGCGGAGCAACGGCAAACAACGACUUUGUCGCUGGAGGCACAGGCGCUCAGUCAACCAUUCCUGUUCCUUCAGCCGCAGAACAAAUCUUGUCGUUCUUAUCGUGGGAUAAGCCGAGGACUGACGAUGUCUUCGUUCAUUGGAUUGGCGCCAAUGAUAUCCUGUUCAACACGAGCAUUACCGGAUCGCAGGUUACGAGCCUGAUCAACGAGAAUAUUGAUAGGUUAUAUCAUGCCGGCGCAAAAAAGAUCAUCCUCGCCAACUAUCUCAAAGCCACAGCCUUUCCAGCAACGUACAACUCCCCCGACUACGACAUUCCCAGCGUUGAGGUAUACAGCAGCGAUCUGACCCAAGGCCUCAAGAACAUCGCUGCCGCGUAUUCUGCCUAUGUUCAGACAGCUGUGAUCGACGUAGGCGGCUUGUUCAAUGACAUCGCUUCGGAUCCGGAAGCUUAUGGCUUCGAGGAGAAGUAUGUGAAUCCACCCACAGCGUGUCUUAUUGGUGUUUAUACAAGUGAGGGUGUACCGAGGCACUUGUGUAGUGAUCCAGAGAAGCAUGUCUUCUUUGACUCAUAUCACCCUGGAAAGGAGGUGCAUGCGUUGAUUGCGGAGUUGUUUGAAUAA